Molecule: messenger RNA, 3564 nt
Organism: Bombyx mori (domestic silkworm)
Lineage: Eukaryota; Metazoa; Arthropoda; Insecta; Lepidoptera; Bombycidae
Gene: alc
Product: AMP-activated protein kinase beta subunit
Exons: 6
Coding region: 125-973 (282 amino acids)
Biological process (GO): signal transduction
Cellular component (GO): nucleotide-activated protein kinase complex; nucleus; cytoplasm
Molecular function (GO): protein kinase binding
Source: RefSeq, a predicted model, not a curated record
ACUCAACUAUACUGACAGUGUUGACACUUGACACACUUCUGUUAGCUUUGUUCAUUUGUUGAACAAAGUUUAACAUAAUAAUUAAUUAAACAAACCUACAUACAUAUAACCAUUUGAAAAUUAAAUGGGGAAUGCCGGAAGUAACCAACCCAAAGAAUGGCAUAAAGAUGCUAACAAAUCGCCUGAUCAUGAUCAAGGACCUUCAUCUCCAGCCAAAGAAGGGGAAGCCUUCACGUUUGAUAAAAAGCUAGACGAUGAUCGAAGUAGUCGAGAUGAUGACAAUAAUAUAGAAGAUGGCGCUCCUUAUUAUACUAAAGCAGUACCUGAAAGUGAUAUUGAAUACACUGAACAACGUGAGAGAUCAAAUACUCUCACCGAUGGUAGUAAAAUAGUCGACGAUAUUAAAGUAUUACCAACAGUUUUCAAAUGGGAAGGAGGUGGAAAACAAGUAUUUAUUUCUGGAACAUUUACAGAUUGGAAAACUAUUCCCAUGGUAAAAUCACAUGGUGAUUUUGUUACAAUAAUAGAUUUACCAGAAGGUGAACAUCAGUACAAAUAUUUUGUUGAUGGAGAAUGGAGGCAUGAUCCUACAGUGAAAGUAAUUGACAAUGGAAUGGGGUCCAAGAAUAAUUUAGUAACAGUAAAAAUGUCAGAUUUUGAGGUAUUUCAAGCAUUAGCCAAAGACAGUGAGGGUAUCCACAGCAGUGCUCAGACUGAAUAUUCACAGGAAAUCCCACAGUCCAAACCAUGGGAGAAAGUGUCUGGUCCACCAAUAUUGCCACCACACCUCUUACAGGUUAUACUUAACAAGGAUACUCCACUUUCUUGUGAGCCGACUCUACUUCCGGAGCCUAAUCAUGUGAUGUUAAAUCACUUGUAUGCUUUGUCAAUAAAAGAUGGAGUUAUGGUACUGUCUGCAACACAUCGCUAUCGCAAGAAAUAUGUUACCACUCUUCUAUACAAGCCAAUUUAAUACUUUUGUAGUGGCAAAUUUGUUGUUUUUUAUCAAGUAGGACUAAUGCUUUCCUGUUGUAAAAUUAUGUUGUUAUCGUUUUGUUUUCAUGAAAUGCAAACAUGCAAUUAAUAUAUUAUUAUAAUUAUAAAAAUGCUAUUUAAUAUAAAGAUAGUCAGUAUUUGUGUAGUUUAGGUAAAAAAAAAAAAUUGUGACUUAAGGAAACUUGUUGAAAGUUAUGCAACAAAGAUGGUAUUUUAAAUUGGUUUGAAGCUUGUUAGUGUAUGGCUUUUUAACUGCAGACAUUUUUAAUAGUGAUUGUUUGUGUAAAUCCUUGAAACAAAUAUUCAUUAUUUAAACUACUCUUGUUAAAUGGAUUGCCUAAUAUGUAUUACAUAUUUUACGACAAAGCGAUAAAUGAUGUGGUAUUAGUGUCUUAAAAAAAAUAUCAAAAAAAACUUAGUUCCGAGCAAAGUGAUAAAUGCAGUCAAGUAUUAAUAAUUAUGUAUGUACCUCUUAGUAUUAGUAAUAUCCGGAAUAUAGGGAUGCUGUUUUCAAUAAAAAAUAUUGAAAAUAUCAAUUAAGAAAGAAUUUUAUAAAUCUGCUUAGGAACAACUAAGUUGAAAAAAACCUUUUAAACUAAGUGGUAGGAGUAAUUAUCAAACAACAAAAGAAUUCAUAUAACGAAUCACGACGUCACUGUGAUUAACGAGCAGCCGGCAUCUAAAAUAUUUCAAUUCGCAUACCCAAAUAGAGUAAAAAAUUAAUUACUACGUCAUCUAAGUCUAAUGUCGGUGGUUUAUUAGUUAUUAAUUUCGUAAAAGUCUGGAGAAGGCAAUAAAAUGUGGUAAUAAAAUAAAACUUCCUCAUUUUUCAUGCCUAUUGGGGACGGUAUUGCGCUAUUUUGAGCGUAUUUGUCUUAAUAAACAGCGGAUGGGCAUGUGGUAUGUGAGAAACCCCCGCGGUUGGAUACUACCAUCCUAUUUCUGCCAAGCAACCACAUGUGCCCGUUUAAAGUACAGGACAACUAUCGUAUUUAUGAAACUCAGAUUUUAAUUUUGUCUCAAGGCGCAUUCACGUUCUGUGUGGUUAGUACCUACGAGUUUUUUAACUUCCCGAUUUCGGUUAACUCGAAAUUUGUAUGAAGUUGGAACAGCGCCCCUAGCGGUAAACGAAGAGAAGCUUUUCAAACUCCUUACAAAUUUGAGUCACCUUUUACUGGUAUCUUCAAUGGCUCCGGUAUCUCUUUUAAAUAGACUCGUGUACCCACGUCAUUUUUUUUAUAACUUCUAUCUUUUUAUAGAACAACACGUGGCAGUUUCAUGUCCGAAGGUUUUUGUUUUUUGCACAAUAUGUCAGUAUGCCGAGUAAUUUGCUGCUGUAUUAUAAAGUUAAUGAAAUUCGCUGAUAUUCUCGUAUUAAAGAUAAAUCACAUUAAAUGAUUUUAUAUAAGGCAUAAGAUCAAUUAAAAAAAAAUUGCUUAUUUACGAGCCACGACUCGUAGGAAAUCAAUCUGCGAGAGAGAUUGACGUCAAAUCAAGUGAUCAAUACCACAAAAAAUCGCCCCUUUCAACUUAAGCGUCGGCUUUUUAUUUUUACAUUCAAAUCUAAAAAUAAGAAAACAAGAAAAUGAGGUGAAAUCAGGAGAGCUGAAAAGAAGAAUCACAAUUAAUUUAUUUCUAAGAUAUAGGUACGUUCAUUCAACGAAAUUUCGACAUGGGUGUAUUGUUUUCCCUCUGUAUUGUGAUUGAGAAUGUUGCUAUAAUAGAAUUAUUUUGUCCGUGCAGUUUGGGUAAUAAAAAAAUCGGAGCGGUGAAGCGAGUAUUUCGCUCUCUCUUCCACUUACGAGCCUUAUGGACGGGCAUAGUGAUGCGCAUUCUUGUUUUCGAUAAGCGUUAUCGAUAGUGUAUUUAGUUUUGUCAUUUUGUGGGUUUGUGAUAAAAAUGAAAGAAAAAAUCACUAAUCGAACACUUACACCACAUAUCGCCGCAGGUAGUUAACGAGAAUGGCAGAAAUUAACACUUUCUAGCUUUUCGGGAUCUAUUCUUAUUUCAGUGAAAAAUUUUAACACAUUGUUGAUAACAACACGUGCAAAUAUUAUUUUGAAUAAAUCUGCCGUUUUGAUAUAAAACAAAGGAGUUGCCAUUGUUUCACUAAAGAAAUUCAGAGAACGAAUGCAUAAAAACACAUUUCUCUUCGACAUAAUGUACUAUAAUUUGCAGGUAAGUACAAAUGACUCUUAACAUAACAAUGUCUCACCACCCUUCGUAUACCACCCCGCCGCCGUGUACCUGCCUUCGAUGACUCAUUUAUUUUUAUCGAUAAUGGCGUUGCGCCCGAGCAACAUGCUCACCGCCCUAGCCGGGCUAUAUUUUAUGACCCAAACUGCACGGACAAAAUAAUUCUACUGUAGUUAAUUGUAUGAAGGGCACGAAGAAUUCUUGUCACGGUUUGAAUUUGAAUUUUUUUUCGAAACCGUAAAGUACUUUUUUAUAGCCGACAAUCUUAGUAUGUUGGGUAGCUGCUACUGCGUUUGCUGUAUUUGUUACAGUUACUAUAGUUUAAUGAGGUUCAGUGCUCUGUGAUACACAAAUAAAAAAAACGAAAUAAAA